This is a messenger RNA of Stomoxys calcitrans (stable fly), 2825 nucleotides long. RefSeq lists its product as uncharacterized. Lineage: Eukaryota; Metazoa; Arthropoda; Insecta; Diptera; Muscidae. Bases 70 to 2673 code for a protein of 867 amino acids. The transcript has 11 exons. The record is from RefSeq and is a predicted model, not a curated record.
UACAAUAUUUGAGAAAGAAGUUUAAACAAGAUUAUUGAGUUUAAAAAAGUAUAAAAGAAACUUAACAAAAUGGAGGUUAUGGAAGAAGGUAAUCUUAUGGACAGAGUUCCAAUUUUGCUGCAGAGAGAUUUGGAAUUUUAUCAGACCCAUCAAAGAGUUUUGCAAGAACGUUUGUGUACUGGCGUUGUGGGUGGAAAACUAGACUUUCCUCGUUAUGCUUCAUUUGCUGCCAUCAAAAUGAUUCUGUGGUGGGAAGAUGAAUACUUUGCCUCAUAUCGCAAACAUUCUGGCCUAUUGCAUACUGAAAAGGAAUUAAGUGAAGGAGAUUUUUCUUCUGUGGUUGUCAAGACAUCUGAUCCUGAUAAAUUUGUUGGCAUUGUUACAAAAUCGGCAGACCUUCUUCUUGAACAUUUGCAUGUGCUCUCGCAAGAGUCCCUAGAUCAUGCUGAUCUCUCUGUAUUAACAGCCACCAUAGGCGCUGCUUCUUUAGUACGAAACUGCUUAAAUGUAUAUCUUCAGGCUUGUACAACAAAAAUAUGUCCGCCCAAAGGUGAUGAGAAAGGUGGAGCUUUAAAAUUAUCUCUCAAACAGUAUUCCCAAAUGUCUGAGGCCUUGGCCGAACGUUUGUUGGAUUUGCAUUGCCGUCUUUUACUUUUGUACAUAGUCCAGGAUGCGGAUGCCUUGCAUUGGGAGGAUACCGAGCCCUUCUUUGAAUCCGAGCGAGGUUCAUAUACUAUACAAAUGUGGUGGUUGUAUAUGUGCGGCACCAAAGAUGACCUUUGGAAUUCCGUGCCUCCCAAGAUGGCUCAACGAAUAUUCGGUGGCAUGCUUAAUGAGACCUUGAGCGUUUUGACGGUACGUUAUUCGCAAAUCGUUACCAGCAACGCUCGUGCUCAAUUGCAUUUGUGUGACAUUUGCAAUUUGCUGUUCUGUGUUGCAGAGUUGUUACCACAUGUUAGCGAAAGUGGGGAGGCAUAUGUGGGCUUACAGCUAAAUAACCAAAGUGUCAUUAUCCGCGACAUACAUGCAAAAUGCCGAGAACUUUUCUACUGCCUUCUGUUGCGUGGCGCACCACUUGGAGUCCUCUCAAAGGUAUUUCGCAAGGGUCUAGAGAAUAUGGAAAUGUUUUCAUCUCGUCAUGGUUUGCCUAGUGCUUGGAUUAUAUUUGCUUUACCAAGAUUCUUUCCCAAAGAUCAGUCUUGUCAAUGGGUAACGGAGUUCGUUGAUCUCAAUACAAACAGUGCCAUAGCUUUGGAGUUGAAGGUGCUUUUGGCCUUUCCGGAGGCAGAUUGGUCAUUUUUAGUAAAGGUUCUCCUUAUGCGUGAUGCCUAUUUAACCGGCAUCAUACUGAGACAUCUUUUACAGCAUUUACCUUCUUCAGAAAAUUUUAAAAAUGUCGCCAAGUGCUCCUUUGUAGAGGCUGCUACCGAGUCAAAGAAAUGUGAAGGUUUUUUGUGCAGAGGAGAAUGUUUUAAAGUAUCAGACUUAUUGGUCGACGAUGUGGAUCCUGUGGGCCAAUCAAAUUACCAGAUUGUUCUGUCUUUGACAUAUUUGUUGGUGGCUUUGGGUAAAGCAUUGGAUAUAAAAUCAUGUUUAGUAAGAGCAUUAGAAGAAGUUGGACUUCCAGGAUGGAGUGAUUGUUUGGACAAAAGACAGGUGUGGAACCAAAAAAGGCCCCCUUGGCUGGAGGCCAUUAUGCACUUCGCCUACCCGGUGCUGGACACUACAGUUGAUAUGUUAAUAAAUGCCGUUGAAGCAGGGGCUAGUAUGUAUCAGGCCAUGUCAUUGGCCUUAACCUGUGUAUCUGAAAUGUGGGAUUGCAUACCUGAGGGGUUAUAUAAGGUUACCUCGUUAUUGCAGGAUAUAACACCAGUGUCCACAAGGCCUUUAAGCGACUCAGUUUUGAUGCAAGUCAUGUUUGCCGCACUUUAUACGGAGCUCAUUAAAACUGCCGAAAAAUAUGAAAAAUUCAAUAAUGAGGAUAGAGCUACAAUUUGUUUCACUCUUUCUGAAGCUAUUUGUUCAAUUGAUGAAGAUGACAAGCACACCGAUCAAAUUGAUCUUUUCUUGAAGCAGGCUAAGGAUAGCGUUAUGUUAGAAAGCUACGGUGAGGCUGGUCGUCGUGGUGGUGGCAUGAGCGCCGUAAGUACCGUAAAAAUUGACGAGGUAGGCACUGCAGAAUCCGAUCGCAUGAGUCACAGCCCACCUGCCAAUUACGCCAUGGAAUUGGAUGUGGGAAUUACGGAUUUUAUUGCUGAAGUAUUGACAAGCGAUGUGCUGACCACAGAUAUAGGAAAGCAAUCAUUAAAGGUUAGCUAUUCAUAUUUGAAGAAUAACAAAGAAUGGCUAAUGGAGCAACUGGGAACCACUGAAAACGAGCCGAGUCCUUUUCAAGGGGCUCAUGGACAAAAUAUUAAGGAAAACAAGUCAACAUUACUGAAAACAAUGUUCUUUAUUGAUCAACACCCCUUUGAUCAGUUACUGACGGGUUCCUUAAAAAUUGAUUAUAUUACAUGGCUACAAACGCCAAUAUCACUUAAUCCGGAACGUGCUUGGCUACAUUUGUCGCGACGCUGUGACUUUCAAGAAAAUGCUAAACUAGCAAUGCCGGAAGUGGCCAUGGUGGCAAGCAUAACCAAAGCUAUGAAGAAGCGAAAAAAUUAUAACAAAUAGGAAGCAGUUUUUGCAAGCGCCAAACUUAAAAAAAUCUUAUUAACCCAAACAAAGUGAAUCCUUUGAAAAGAGAAGAAGCAAACAGACAUAUAUAAAUAACCACAUAUUAUUUACGCACAGCUUAUAUGAGCGCUUGAAAACUAAAGUUGACA